Molecule: messenger RNA, 2951 nt
Organism: Drosophila arizonae
Lineage: Eukaryota; Metazoa; Arthropoda; Insecta; Diptera; Drosophilidae
Biological process (GO): extracellular matrix organization; cell adhesion
Cellular component (GO): extracellular matrix
Molecular function (GO): cell adhesion molecule binding
Source: RefSeq, a predicted model, not a curated record
AUGUCACACAAAAUGUUGCAAGUGCCGGCAGCAACAUUUAUAUUGCUGCUGCUGCUAGCUGCGACGGCAGCAACAACGGCAACAGCAACAGCAGCUUCUGCUGACAGUGACACAACAGCCAGCAGCAUCGCAGAGCGGCAAAUUGAUGGCAGUUUGAAGAAUGCCAAGCUGAUUGAGAGCAAAGUGCUGCCCGAUUUGGCUGGGCUGCAGUCCAAUCAGGAAGAUGACAAGUGGCAGCACAUUUACCGGUUUAUCAACGAUGGCUUUCCUGUUUUGGAACUCUACGGCUACAAGACCAAGACAGGUGAGUCCAUCAGCAUUUCCGGCUGGCCGGUCAUUUGUCACUGUCGGCACGUGGCGUUGCACUCCAACCGAGAGACAGGACUCAGUGGAGUCAUGUCCGUGCUGACGGUUACAUUACGCGCUCUCGCGUUGAUGAGUACAAUUUUCGGCUGCAACAUCUACAGGUUUAGGCCGCGCAGUUGCAAGUUCCAGCGGCGCAAUGGGCUGCAAAGUCUGAUCACACUAAUGCACUACCUCUGGCUGAGUCCGUGGAUAAUCUUAACUGGGAUUCUGUAUCUGCCUUGGUUUCUAAUGCGCCUGCUAACGUUCAUAUCGCAAAAUACUGAAGAUGACAGAGCUCUGGUAGUGAUGUACUUUUCGAGUGCUCUGCUCUGCAAGUAUCAGAAUUUGAUUGCUACCUUGUUGAUAUGGUAUAUCUACAAAUACCGCCUGAAGUGCGUUAACGGCUUUUCUGCAAUAUAUAAAAGAUAUUGGCGGCUCUAUGGCUGCGCACCGCGCAUCAAUUGGUGGCUCUUUGGGGUCUAUGUGUUCGAGUUGCUUAUGGUCGGUGGCUCGGUGAUAAAGCGAAAUUCCUUCAGUCGUAUACCCUAUAUAGUGCCUCACUCUCCCAUUGAUAAAUAUCUGAGUUGGUCUUCCGUGUUCUUCGUGGCUCUGCAGCCUUUUCUCCUGGGUCUCUUGGCCCACUUGGGCUUGCUGCUGCUGCACGCCUACUACGAGAAGGAGCUGCAAUUCAUGCAGCAGCAAAAACAUCGCAGCAAUAUCAUCGCUAAGGAGCAGGUGCAACACUAUGUGAAUUUGUUCCAUUUGAGGCAUCAUUUCGAAGUGCUCCUGCGCCCCUUUGUGUGGGUGGCGUUAAGCCAGCAAAUCAACGACUGCAUGAUUAGUUUGCAUUUGUUGCUCUAUGAUCAUCAUAGACUGUGUUUCCUGCUCUAUAGCCUAUGUGUGGCCCUGAUCUAUCCCAUGUGCUUUGUGUACCAGACAAUAUUCAUCAAGUCAGCGGAGAAACAACUUGGUAACGAAUUGCUUAGGUUCAAAAACAAUGGCAGCAAACAGCAGCAGAAAGUUUACAGCUUUUCGCUGAGUGCAGCUCCUAAUACCAGUUUGUUUGCGGUCAAAAAGUGCACUCAUGCGAAAUUUAUCAGAGAGUCGGAAAAAAAACAAAAAAUAAAAAAAAAAAAGUUUUUGUGGCCUGAACUUCUGUGCUCAGUCACUAACAUGCCACCACGUGCUCCACUCUAUUGCAGCCGCUACAAUGACCCACAGCCGCUGGAAGAGCCAAACAUAACGAAUGCACAUGCCAAAGUGGAGCCCAUUAUUAAGGAAUCAAAGGCGAGUCCAUUGAUGUCAUUUUUGGCCAACAUGAAAACGGGCACAAAAGUGUUCCAGCACUUUCUAUCGAAAUCCAAUCUGACACGCAUUAUGGAUGAUAAUGCCUAUACGGUGCUUAUACCGUCGGACAAUGCCUUUCAGCGCUGGCAUCCCAUCGAUUGGGGCUUCUAUCCAUUCAGUGUGCCGGAGUUCACAGAGAGCGUAUUGCGUAAUCAUUUCCUGCCCAUGCAGCGGCCCCUACGCCUCUCCGACGUCAAGAACAUGGACCAAAUGGUUGUCCAUACUAUGGGUGGCGAGAAUGUCGUCUUCCAUGGCCAGCCCACGCCCACUGUGAAUAAUGUGAGCAUUAUGUCUGAUUAUACGCUAUCCAAUGGCAAUCAGGUGUUCAUUAUAUCCGAGGUGUUAUUUGUCUCCGAGGCUGUGGUUUCCAAAUUGCAUCAGAUGCACAAGGAUAAGGAGACACCGCCGCUAUUGGCAUUCCCGUGGUUCGGCGCACAAUUUCUAUCGCACUCGUUUCUGGCCUUGGAACGUGAUUCGAGAUUCACGCAAAUUACAAGAUAUCUGAACAAUGCGGAAAUAGCGCCCCAUAUCUCCGGCGCAAAUUAUACGUUCUUCGUGCCUGAGGACAAGGCAUUCGAGAAAAUAGGAUUCGACAGACUCUCCGAUGAUGUUAUGGCCUCGCAGCGUGGAAUUAAAAUGCUACUGAAUCACUUUGUGCGCGGACGUCUGUACAAUCGGGACUUGAGGGAUAAUGAGGUGUUCGAAACAAUUGGCGGGGGUCAUCUGAAGAUCACACGCAAUCCGGGCAGCAAUUAUACGAGCGUGAACAAUGCACAGAUUACGGAGAGCGAGGUGUUUGUCUAUAAUCUGGGCACCAUGUACUAUAUAGACGACAUACUCUAUUCACAUAUGCUGCGCGAUCAUAUUACCAAAUCGACCAAAACGAGAUCGGAUCGAAAUGGCGGCGAGGCCGGCGGAGGAUCACGGAGCACCAUGCGACCCAGCGAUGUGGAGAUUGUGCCCAACGAAUUCGAGAGCGAGCACAAUGGCGGCGACUAUGCCAUCCAUGGCGACGACGAAGACUUUGAGGAUGAGAUAAUAACGCCAAAAGCGUUGCCCGUCCAAAUCUACGAAUUGCCCAAAUAGAUUGAGUUCGAUUUGGAUUGAGUGCUGCGCUAAUCUGAAGCAUAUAUAUACAUACAUAUAUCAUUUGAUCUGAGUGGGAUUCUUUGCUAUAACAUAUAUAUAUAUGAUUAUGUGGGUGUGUCGACGCAGUGCGAGCGUUUUUGUAUAGUUCUCAGCUAACUUUUUGUAACGUA